AUGCCAUCCCUGGCACCAGGAUUUAGCGCUGUGAACCAUAGCCAAGUGUCGCUGGUGUCUUUCCCUGUCUCUGUUUGUUUGUUUUCCCCCUCUGCGUGCUGCGCCAAUGCCCAUGUGGCCGUGGAACAGCCCAGUUGCUCCAAGACGCUUGGUUUCAAAGCGGGGCUCAGUUUGGUGUUCCUUGCCCUCGUAAAGUGUAUUGUGGAUCUACCAUCACCCAGCCAACCCAAGCACAGCUUUGAACAUGGUCGAUUGAGCGUGCGCAGAGCCAACGAACCAACACAUCUCUUUUCUCUCCUCCACCAAAAUCUCUCUCUCUCCCUCAAGCUCUCAAGCUCUCGUCUUAAUUGUCAGAUUUUCAAACUCACAUCGGAUACACAUUCGCAUUCUCUCUUUCUCGACACACACACACACACACACACACACACACACACACACACACACACACACACACACACACACGUGGAGCGCGCUCUACGUUUCUCUCUCUCUCUCUCUCUCUCUCUCUCUCUCUCUCUCUCUCUCUCUCUCUCUCUCUCUCUCUCAGACUCGAUCUUCUUCUUUUUUUUUAACUCGCAGGGUCGAGAGCUGGACGGGGCUGGCGCUUGCCUGGACGGUUCAAAAGCGUGGGUGGCCCUGUCCUUUCUGACCCGAGAGGGGAGACGAGAUAUAGGGGUCAAGUUGACGUUCGAGAUGCCCGGCUCAAAGUCUGCGAGCGCUCGCUCGACGCCGAGCCGCAAAGCAGGCACGCCCAAGAAGGCAGCCUCAAACGCCGCAUCGGCCCAUGCGACACCGCGGAGUAGUGGCAAGCAGCAGAAGCGCACCAAGAGCCAGCGUUCAACGCCUUCCAAAAACGCUGCUGAGACGGAUAGCUCCGAGGCCAGCUUGUCCCUCUUUUCCUCCAGCACGCGCGCCGCCCUCGAAGCAGAGCGUCCGGUUCAGGCUGACAUUGAUACUGUCGCCGCUACCACUCAGAGUGCCAAAUCCGACGUGCUUGAUGAGCGUGCUGCUCUCACAGGUACCACGACUGUUUCAGAGCCCGUGGUUCCAAUGGUUGCACCGGCAGCAAUUCGCAAGGUGCUCAAAACUCUGCGCGAGGGCUGUGCUGCCUCUACGGCACACGUUCAAAAGUUUUUGCGCCGUGUCGAAGCCGACGAAAUGCCAACUUCUCAAGGCGUUUCUUUCCUUGAGGCCAAGGUGCAAACAAUGCUCAGCUAUAACCUCAAUCUGUGCUCAAUCCUGUUGCGCAAGCUACACGGUGGAAGCUUGACACAGGCCUCGGCUGUCGAGAACUUGGCUCGCCUGCGCGUCAUCCUCGAAAAGAUCCGGCCUAUUGACAAGAAGCUACAGUACCAAAUCGACAAGUUGAUCCGCUUGUCCCAGACACAAGACAACGAGGCUGGCGCCGAGUCCGGUCUACAGGCAGAUCCGCUGCUGUUCAAGCCCAACCCAGCUGCUCUCAUGCCCAAGUCGGGCGCCGAUGCCGCGUCAGAAUCGGAAAGCGAAGCUGAAGGCGCGCAUGAUGCCGAUGCUUCGGGCGUCUACCGCCCGCCAAAAAUCGCUGCCAUGCCCUACAACUUGGACGAGACGCAAGCAGACAGAAAGGCCCGCGACGAGGAGCGCAAGCUGCGUCAGCUGUCACGCAGUUCCAUGCUGCAGAGCCUUCGAGAGGAGAUUUCCGAUCGCCCCAUGGAGGUACGAGAGGAACGUGAUCUGCUCAAGCAGCGUCAAGCACCUCAAGUGCGGGCUGCCGCUGAGCAAGCUGAGUAUGAGGAGGAGAACUUUGUGCGCUUGGGCAUGUCAAAGAAGCUCAAACGUCGCAGCAACUAUCGGUCAGAGACGCACGACAUUGUUGACUUUGGUGGUUUUCGCCAUUUGGACGGCCUGGGUGAAGGCCCUGCGGCUGGCAAGGCGCUCAAGCAGCGCAUGUCCAGUGUCAAUCAGAAGCGUGCCAAAGGCCGGGCAAAGCGUGCCAAGCGCAUCUUCACACCUCCGCCACCCUGCCCGUCUGGCAUACUCAAACGCUCAACGUUGUUACAGCAAAGAGGAGCGCUCUCUGUGAAUCGUCUCUUUAAAUCUCUCUCUCCCUCUCUCUCUCUCUCUCUCUCUCUCUCUCUCUCCCUCUCUCUGACUCUCUCUCUCUCUCUCAAACUCUCAAACUCUCAAACUCUCUUUCAAACUCUCUUUCAAACUUUCGCUUUCGUCCUCUCUCUCUCAAACCAAUUCAUUCUCUCUCUCUCACUAAAUUUCUCUCUCUCUCUCUCUCUCUCUCUCUCUCUCUCUCUCUCUCUCUCUCUCUCUCUCUCUCUCUCACACACAGUGACAUGCGGUCACAUUCAUGGCAGCACUUUUUUUUUUAAGAAGAAGAAGAAGACCGUUGAGCGCUCAACGCGCCAAAGGCGACAUCACAGGCUGGCUGCUCUUCUCGAGCUACGUCAGCUCCUGGACAUUACUCCGGCCAAGGACCUCAGCAGCCUCUCUGAAAAUAUGCUGCGUCAUUUGGGUGCUCUAAUGCAACGCACUGUCUCAGCGGAUGCGCCUGCCAGUCUUCGCCUCUCAGCCGCAAAAGCCAUCGGUCUAUUUGCUCAACGCCUAGGUCCACACGCUGUCAGUUACUUUGCUUGGUUCAACACCACUCUUUCAAACGAUCUCAGGGUAGACGAUGCCCUUCCGAUCCUUUUCUCUCUCUCCGUGGCUCUAGAAGCUGACCAUGGCAAAACACUCGCGAGUUUUAUGCCCGUCUGCGUCAACACGUUGCGAGCCUACCUUCAGCGUCUUCAGUCCCCGCUCUGCCUGCCGGCUAUUGUCGAGAUUUUUCGCCAAUUGGUCCAGGACAACCCCACUGCGUAUGUACCCAAGUUUGAGGACAUUGUUGAUAUUCUUAUUGGGUGGGCCACGGAAGUGGGCACGCCAGCGCGGAUUCGUGAGAGCAUCACGCUGGGUCUCGCUCAGUUUUCCAACUUUUGGCAAGCCAAGAUUGUCUUUGCCGUCGAGAUGAUGGAUGCCUUCUUGGAGGACACAGCAGGUCCAAGUUCCAAGGCAUCGCUCAUGAGCAUUGCACCACCGCCUGUCAGACUGUUAAGGGUUGGUGAGAAUCCCAACUUUUCACAAAGCCUUUUGAAACUCGUCGGAGAUACCAUGUGUUCUCUCUUCCUCUCUGCGGGCCCACAUGCUGCACCGUUCGCCACCACAGCCUUGCGUACCAUGAUGCUGCAGCUCAGCGUGCAGCUACCCUCGGUCCCAGACCUUUGUCAAUGGCUGCACAAUGUACAAGACGUAAUGCGUGCAUGCGGUGCAUCCCUGCCCGUGGCUUUUGCGACCGUCCUACUGAAGCCCAAGUCCCCUUUUUCCCGUUUGCGUUUUCAUGGUCAUACGCAGGUGGUUGAGCUAACCAUGGAGAUUUACACCAGUUUGCUGACGCACGGCUCCUCCGCCGUGCUUCACGAAGCAUAUCAGCUGAUUGCAAGCGAUUUACGACAACAGUCAGAAGCGCUUGUUGACGCCAGCACACAAACGGGUGUGGAUGACAAUUCCUCGGAGCUCACAAGCAAUGACAACAUGGGUAGCUGUCGCACCUUGACGGCCCGAGAAGCCGUCACCGCGUUCGUGUUUGAUUUGCUAGCCCUUCGGCCCUUGGCUGCACAGAGCAACAAUGCAAGUCAGCUAGAUUUGCGCGCCCUUGAACCAAGCCUGCCACACCUGUUGUUUGCCCAAAUGGCUCUCAGCUUUCCCGAGGCCUUGUAUGCUUUGCUUCAAGUGCUGUACACCUACUGCAAGAGUCACGCGCACUUCAUUCAAGCGGCAGCUCUCCCUGAGGCACAGGCAGAACUGGACAUGAUUUACGGGGUUGUGAUUUUUUGCAUCAGAGAGACGGCUCUACCGAAUGACCACAUGCUCUUUUGCCUUGCUUGGAUCACGCAAGCGGCUGUCUUUGCUGGGCAGAUAUGCUGUGCGGACGUUAGCUCGGUGCGCCUCGCAGCUACCGUGGCUGCACAUGCUUUGGUAACGAAUGGCCUGGCUGCCGGGCCCCUCGCAAAACGCGCGGCUCUGUUGGCAUUGGAGCGUAUUAAUGAUGUUGACGAUGAGGUAGCGGCGGCCGCUGCCGAGUUGAUGAUCGUCUUACCCUUUGGCAGUGUCGACUUGAACACUGCUCAAGCGCUCCUUCAUCGCCAGACGCGAUUGGCACUGGGCAUCAUGCGAAAGGCGGGCGAUAUUUCCUUCGGACCCAACACCUACAAACGAGUCUUGCGCUUGGAUCUCAAGCUUGCACGACCUGACCUGCUCAACACCUUGUUGUUGCCCAUUGCUCACUCGUUCAUCCGGCACCGGCUGACCACGCCGCUGGGCCCGCCAGAACAGACGCUCAAGGCUGUCAAUGAUGUCAUUCGCAACCUGGCACAGUCUCUGCAACCCAACGCGCGCCAGACCUUACUGGCCAAGGACGCGUCCCCCCCCAAUGUGAUUGUGCUUCGUCAGCAAGUUGCCGCUUUCGUGCAGUUUCUCGGUGCCAUGGAACGUGAGCUUUUGGCCGCAAUUCACGGCACUGCCAUGCGUCCUUCUCUGCCAACAAGUGCUUCUGCCUUCUUUUUGGGCAAUCGCGAGAUUUGUCAUCAAUGGCUGCGCAAUUUACACGCCUCUUCACUGGUGGUCACGACGGCUUUUGGUGCACAUGCCGAUGCCAUUCGCCACGGCUAUGCGCGCCUGAAGGACCUGGUUCGGCUUCUCAAGCAAGCCAAACCUGAAGACAUGAUGAACGCUGCCAUCCAAGUCCUGUACACUUUUUGCACACUGGUACCUGUGCUGGUGCACGAAAGGCGAGCUGAUGACCUCAUCGGCCUCCAGACUUUCCUUCGUCGCCAUCUCCCACAGGCUAUGCUUCAAAGCGGGGCCACGCGUGCGGAUGGCCAUUGCAUUUGGUUUUCCUUUGUGGAUGUCGUUCAUGCGCUGGCCAGUACCAACUACGAGCGAGCCCGUGGCAAGGCCGACGAGCACCGUGCCCAUUUUGUAGCUGCUUGCACAUCGCCCGACCCAACCUCAUCAACGGAAGCGCAACCUUUGUUCCCACAGCCUCACCGGGCAGAAGCUGACUUUGUAUUGCAAGCCAGCAUCAAGGCAGCCGUUGCCCUUGCAGACUGGCAGGCACUUGAAGCUUGCAACCGUGACCUUGCAGCCCUGUCCGCGCAACAUCAAGACCGUGAUGUGCUUAUCCAUGCUGCCCAAGCUGCCCAACGUGAAGCAGUCAGCUCCAAGGCCUGGCAAUUUUUCGAUGAGGCUGACUAUCAUUCGACCAUUGAGGUCUUGCACGGUGCCGCUUUCAACGGGGGUUCUACCACUAGCACAGGAGUUUCCGGACAUGGUGCCAAUACUUGGACCUGGCAUGCAUGUUUGCGAGAAGCGGAUGAGGCGAUGUUGUUGGCAAUGGCUCAGCAUGCAUCAGGCGCGUCGCCAGCAUCUACGACUGCAGCGUUCAACCGCUUGACCACAUCCCAGGAACGCUUGAGUGGCAUGUUGUGUGGAGCCACUGGGACCUCAGGAUAUGCCAACAUUCAACUCACCACGCGCCUGAGCUGCAUUGGCGCCCUAGUCUACGCUUUGGCCCCAUCCGCACAGCUCAAAGUUGAAGACUCGGUCACUGGCCCGUCUCGCAGCAGCGUACAUCGCAGUGAAGCUGGGUUUCCGUUGUCUCUUUUGGAGACUGCUGCGGAGACCAACGACGUGACUUUGGCCGACCUCAUUGCCAUGCAGCGAAUCGUGGGCUUCCUCAAGCAGCACACAAAUCUUAUUGGCGAGGGUCCCUCGUCGAUGUUCCGAUUGCGAGUGGCGCGCAUGGCGCGUCGAACAGGCAACUUGCAGACCGCUGCCCGAUUCCUGGUGGACUCAUCAACCUCGGUUGGCGGUCCUGCCGCAGAAUUGUACGAGCAUGCGAAACAAGCCCUUGCUCGGGGACAGACCGAUGAAGGUGCCCAAGGUCUCCUUCGUGUCGUUGCCUCUGCUGCAACGCAGGAGAAUUUGGACAUCACUUUCCGUGCUGGACGCGGUCCUCUGCCUUCACGUGCGCUACUCAAACUCUGCAAGCACAUUCGCCAAACCCCAGAGCUGCGCCUGCCCGAAGACUGUGCAGAGCAGGUGUUGCAAUUGUGCCGAGCUGCCGAAAGUCAGCCCAGUUUUCCACUGGCCCAUGAUGACAAUCAGCUUCUUGAUGAUGUUCACGAAGGGCGCGGCAAGCCGAGCUCGGUUUUCAUCGGACGAAGCUUGCAUUUGGCCAGCAUUCUGCACCCGGAAUAUGCAAAGGCUCAGCUGCAAUUCGCCAGUUGGUGUUACAGCGAGGCAAAGCGGUUCGUUGAGAAGCAGGCCCCCGGCACCGUGAUCCUUUUGACCCAGCACGAGCGUCAGCAAGCUGAGGCGCUGAUUCAAGAUUAUGAGAAUACCAUGCUAUCCCUUUACAAUGCGCCUCACAGUGAGCCACAGGCCAGAGCGGCUAUUGAGCGGGCGUUGGGUUCCUGGCAUGUGGGUGACUCACAUUCGCUGCACCACGAGCAACCCCUCGAAGAGCUGCGAGCAACCAGCACCAGCGCUCUUCGUCAGGCAGUCCUCGCCCAAUUGCCCAAGGCUCAGGUACAAGUGCUGGACCGCUUUGAGCAGCUGUGGAACCAGAUCCACUUGCGCGCGCUUCAUCUCUUCAACAUUGCUGCACGGCAGUACUUUGCGGCGCUCCGUCUACACUAUGUUGGCACUGCCAAUCAGCUGGGCCAUGCCAACGAGGGCCGUCUGACCGCAACUCUGCGGCUCAUCCGUCUGCUGGAACGCUACGGCCAAGACUUGUAUGAUGUUUUGGCCUAUGGCUUUGCCCAGAGCAUCGCUGAACCUUGGGUGGCAAUCGUCCCGCAGCUAUUUAGCCGCGUGGGCGUGCGCUCUGAAAUUGUCCGCCAGACGAUUGUCCAGCUCCUUAUCCGCGUGGGCCAGUUUGCCCCUCACGCUUUGCUGUAUCCCAGUGUGGUGGGCCUGACCUCUGCCACAGACAAGAUCACCAAAAACAGCUUUCAAGCCAUUCGCCUCAGCCUUCAAGAACAUGACCAUGCCAUGGUCGCUGAACUUGAGGCCAUGAUCAGCGAAUUGCAGCGUAUAACUGUCCUCUGGGAGGAACGCUGGUUGGACUUGAUGACGCACCUCCAGCCGGAUCUUGCACGUCGAUUGCGCCAAUUGGAGGAUGAGCUGGCGCGCUUGGCACAGAACGAUAGUCUUCUGGCCGCACAAAAGCAACGUCUCAUGAUGCAAAAGCAUGCUGCCAUUCUGACGCCCAUCAUUGAAGCGAUGCGCUCGCUCAAAGCCAAGACCACAGCGCGCGAGGCGGAGACGAAGCAUGAACAGUGGUUCAUCACGGAGUUUUCUCCGAUCAUUGAUGCGACCAUUGAUGCACUAACAACCCCAGCCAGCACUGUGACCAACGUGUCCAUGCCAGGCGUUGAUGCUCUGCCUGUGACCGACGGGCCUCAUGAAAGCACCGCCGAACCUACGCCACACCCAACAUCCCGCCGAUCAAGCGUCGUUCUGAUCCAAUCCUUUCAGCCCGAAGUCCACGUCCUGCCAUCCAAAACAAAGCCCAAAAGGCUGACAUUGCUUGGAACAGAUGGGCACCGGUACAAGUUCCUGUUCAAAGGCAUGGAAGACCUGCACUUGGAUGAGCGAAUGAUGCAGAUUCUCGACACGAUUAAUGCCUUGCUUGCACCCCGAGCGCGCCACGCGCGAUCUCAUGUUCGCGCACGCAACUACAAUGUUACGCCUCUUGGUCCACGGAGUGGCUUGAUUCAGUGGGUGGAUCAUACGGUCCCCAUGUUUCAGCUGUAUCGAACCUGGCAGCAAGCCGAGUACGAGGCGCAGCGCGCUGAGCAUCAGGCCAAGAAGAGCAAGCGUGCGCCAAGCGCACCCCUUCGACCACAGCACCAGUUUCAAGUCGAGCUGCGUCAGGUUUUGGAUCGCAUGAACGUGCGCAAGGGCACGCCUCGUGAGCAGUGGCCCCUCGAAGCCCUGCGCCGCGCCUUCAAAACGCUUUCAAAGACCUCGAAUCAGAUUUUGUCGCGUGAAUUGCAUGUGAUGAGCCCCUCAUCGGCCGCUUGGCUCGAGGUAUUGGGAAACUAUACGUCCAGUCUAGCAGUCAAUUCGAUGAUUGGCUACGUGGUUGGGCUGGGUGACCGCCACCUGGACAACAUCCUUCUCGAUGCGCACACGGGCGAGCUUGUUCACAUUGAUUACAACGUCGCCUUUGAAAAGGGAACCAAGUUGCGCGUGCCAGAGCAGGUACCCUUUCGUCUCUCCGCCAAUUUUGUGGAAGCGCUCGGGAUUGCUGGCCUGCAUGGGCCCUUCCGCCAGCAUGCGGAGUUUACGCUGCGCGAGCUCAAGCGUUCGAAGGAAGUGCUCCUUACGCUGCUUGAAGCCUUUGUGCAUGACCCGCUUGUCGAUUGGGCCAAAGACGCGCAGGAAAUGGCCAAGCGGCGUGCGAUGGAGCAAGACAUGAACGAGAGCCUGCUUUCGGCUCGCAUUGAUGAGAUGAAGUCCCCACUUCUUGCCAAUCGGGGGCGUUUGACCGCGGCCUUGCCCCAAGGUGCGAAGGCGGCAGAUGAGGCUCUCCGCGGUCUUCGUGAAUAUCUUGGUGCCAUUGAUGAGCUUCGUGGCUUCGAGCGAGAGCUACAGCUGUUGCGGCAGGCCAAUGCCAGCACACAACAAACGCUCGAGCCGUUGGAGGCCCUGUACGAGCACGAGAAGAAGCAGCAAAGCGCUGUCAAUCAGUUGCUCGAGCAGAUUAAGGAGUCUCACCGCUCGUGCAAUUCGUGGUAUGAUCAGCACCUAGUCGCUUUUCAGGCCAUCAAGACGGGCCAGCUGAAGGAGGUGCUUGCAGCUUUAGAGGUGGCGCCCGGAGCGAUCUCAGCCACGCCGGAGAACUUUGACCGAUUUAUGGGCACGAUCGGCCAGAACGGUGCGCUCAAUGAGCUGCAGUUUGCACGAGCUGCAGCGCGCCGGGUUAUGAGCAAUCGUCACGAGCACAUGCUUGAAGUUGCAGGGCGCCUGCAGGGCUACAUUCGAGUGGCCCUCUCCUAUCCACCGGAAGUCCUGCCCCAGAAUCGUGUGCACAAAUGGAGACUGAUUUUUGAGACAGUGCUUGCCAACCCAAGCUCGGCCACGUGCUUGGCCAUGCUGCGAGAGGUGGAGCAGACCCUGCCGCGCGCUCUGACCGCCCCAUUGGCGUCACGGCAUGCCAUCCUUACCCGGGACUGCGAAGCGGCCCGCCGCGGCUUGCGAGACGUUGAGCAGCGCCAAGGCCGCUUGAGGGAUGUCACGGUGUUGCAGGCCCGAAUCGAUGAGCAGCGUGCUAACAUUGCCGCUUUAGCCACGGCCGAUGCUGGCGGCAUCCCAGGACAGCAGCUCCUUGCCCUGCGCUUGGUUCUGCUCCAGGCCCUCCUGAAUCGCUGCAAACCAAUCCAGCAACUGGAGCACGGAGCGCAACGUAUCAUCAAAACACGAGAUCUACUUUGCGUGCUUGAGACUACACACGAGUUGCAGCACCUAGUCGAUUUGGAUUUAACCGUUGUAGUACCAGAGCAAGCCGAGGUGCGACCGGAAGCCCAAGCGCUGUGUAGCACCUUGUCGGUGACAGUGAGUGCGCUCCGUCGACUUGAGUCGUCGCUCAUGGACGUACCACGCCUAGUGGAAGAGCUCUAUGAACAUAUGCAAGCAGACGCCGACGCGGUUGCCGACGCUCGCCAACUGAUACAGGACUUGAGUGGUCUACACCGUCUUUUGAAAAAUGCGGUGAAUGCCAGUGUCUCGGACCGUGUAUCCGGACCUCUACGCGCCGAGAUUUGCGCUGUAACAGAGGAGCGAUUUGCAAAGCUGCCUCGGUCGGCAUUUGGGGCGAGUAUCCAACGAGUUAGCAUGCGCCUUGCAGGCGCCAGUGACGUGUUGCUUCAGCGCUGGGCUGAACUGGCUACCAUCAAAUCCCCGUGGGCUUGGGCGGGCAUUAACCAAGUCUUUCCGGCUUUUACGGAUGAUCUUGCCUUUGAGACGGCCUUGAGUCGCCUUCAAGCGCUGGACGCGGCCGUGGGGGCACUCAAGGCCCUGUUGCGAGUGCAUGAGCAGCAAACAAGCAAGCGCGAGUCUGCAGCGGGCGAUGAGGACGAGCCAGCAUCUCUUCUGGCGGCCGAAGACAAACUCCGCGACUACCACGCGGAGCUGUUUAAACAGCGUUUUCACCAAGUUCUUCCGCAAGGUAUUCGCUGCUAUGUUGCCGGCCGUCUCCUUGAUUUGGGGGUCAAUGCCAUUAAGAUGGGUGCUGACCACUGGGCAUCUGGUAGCGAGAUGCCGUCAGAUGCCGAACUACUGGACAACUUUACUCGCCGGGCCAUUUCACACAAUGCGACGCGAUCUGACCGCAUGACUCAGGCACAGCGUUUGGUUGAGGGUUCGCUCGAAACUCUUGUUGAAUAUCGACAGAUUGCCAUGCUGCAGCGUGAUUUAGAAAAGGCACAGGCUGCAGUCCAGGCCUCGGAGCGGCACUUGCGCCAUUUCGAAUGGGUGCAUGCCCCGCACCUCCUUGACACAUCACCCGCUCCAUUUGUUUCGGAAUUGCUCAAGACGGUGCGAGAGCUCCGCUCGGCCACUCAAAGGCUGGAAGCGUCCCACAAAGAAUCUCGAGAAGUGCAGGCCGCAUACGACGAAAAGGCACAAGCUCUGUUGCAGCGCGUGCGCUGGAGUGCAAGCUCCAGCAAGACGGCCAGCGAGCUUGCCAUCGCUUUCGAGCAGCAGCUUCAAGCGGAUGCCUCCCGUCUGCUGCACGACCACAAGACCUGCAGCCUGCUUAUCGGCGUCACCACCGCCUCAGUACAUUUUGAGACGUUCCGCAUGAUGGUUGAUGACACGAAAGCGCUUGAACAGCGCCACAGCACCUUGUUGGAGCGCCUGCGCAUGUCGUGUGAACAGCUGGAAAGGCACCGCGCCAGUGCGGCAACGCUGGAGGCUCGAUUGCCUGAAGGAUUGAAGGAACAUGCACCGGAUGGCUACUUGUCACGUGCAUGGCUUGCUGAGCGGCAGCUUCAGGUGCCAAAGUUGGUUGGUCAAACUCGCCAGCAGGAGAGCCAAUUGCGCAAGACGCUACCAGGGCUAGGAGAGCAGGUUGAGGAAGCCAAUGACCUGAUUCGCAAUGCCGUUCUGGAGUUCAAAUUUCUCGUGGAGGAGCUGGACCCUCUGCUGGAGGCGAGCAUGGCAAACCGCCAAGAAGUACGCGUGUUGCGUAAUGCAUUUGCAGAUUGGUUUCAGCGUGCCGACGAUGCUGUGGACUUGCUUGGCAACCUUGUCGAGGUGCUACAGGCCGCCGAGCCUAGUGAGCUUCUUGAAUCGUGGACACAAAGCACCCUUCCGUCGGACACAGCCGACAAAGAUGGUUCUACCAGGGUGCAAAAGGACCUUGUGCGUCUCAUCGCCAACGACCAGACGCCAGACUUCCGCGACUUGGCAAAUGCCGUGGGCCGCUCCCAUGAUGCUUUGGUCUCGCUGCACAGCGCUGCGGGCGAUGCGCUUGUGGAGGAGACAAGUGGCGUUGUUGAUACUGAGAACGAAACUGCAAAGAUGACCUCUGAGAUGGCCAAUAAUGCGCCGCAACGGAGCAAGUAUGCUCUAGCCAUUUGGUCGCGAGUCCGUCAAAAGUUGUUGGGGCGAGUCGGCAAGGACGAUGGGGCUCUCUCGACUUCGGACCAGGUGGAUGCUGUCAUUCGCGAGGCAAUCUCGAUUGACAAUCUGUGCCGUAUGUUCGAGGGCUGGACGCCCUGGGUGUGA
Monosiga brevicollis MX1 is the source of this 11823-nucleotide messenger RNA. RefSeq lists its product as uncharacterized. The record is from RefSeq and is a predicted model, not a curated record. Gene Ontology annotation, biological process: telomere maintenance; double-strand break repair; nuclear-transcribed mRNA catabolic process, nonsense-mediated decay. The transcript is spliced from 40 exons. Lineage: Eukaryota; Choanoflagellata; Craspedida; Salpingoecidae. The coding region runs from base 1 to 11823 and encodes 3940 amino acids. Gene Ontology annotation, cellular component: nucleus. Gene Ontology annotation, molecular function: protein binding; protein serine/threonine kinase activity.